Malassezia globosa CBS 7966 is the source of this 1575-nucleotide messenger RNA. RefSeq lists its product as uncharacterized. Gene Ontology annotation, molecular function: ATP hydrolysis activity; ATP-dependent protein folding chaperone; ATP binding. Gene Ontology annotation, biological process: protein folding. Gene Ontology annotation, cellular component: cytosol; chaperonin-containing T-complex. Lineage: Eukaryota; Fungi; Basidiomycota; Malasseziomycetes; Malasseziales; Malasseziaceae. The transcript has 2 exons. The record is from RefSeq and is a predicted model, not a curated record. The coding region runs from base 1 to 1575 and encodes 524 amino acids.
AUGUCAGCUCCGAUCUUUGCGCAGGAGGCGACGCAGGAGCGGGCUGAGAAUGCGCGUCUCUCGUCGUUCGUAGGCGCUCUGGCCCUAGGCGACCUCGUGAAAAGCACAUUGGGCCCGAAAGGCAUGAACAAGAUUUUGCAGUCGGUUGGCUCGACAGACAUCAUUGUGACAAAUGAUGGCGCGACGAUUCUCAAAGCCAUCUACCUCGACAAUCCAGCGGCCAAGAUCCUCGUGAAUAUUUCCAAGGUCCAAGAUGACGAAGUGGGUGACGGUACAACGUCCGUAUGUGUGCUAGCUGCUGAGCUUCUUCGUGAGGCGGAGCGUCUCGUGGAAUCGCACAUUCAUCCACAAGUCGUCGUCGAUGGUUUCCGGAUCGCGAGCGAGGCAGCCUUACGUGCGUUGGCCGGUGCUGCUAAGGACAACAGCAAAGACAAAGCCGCCUUCCGGCAGGACCUGCUCAACAUCGCGCGCACGACGCUGUCUUCCAAGGUCCUGUCGCAGGACAAGGACUACUUUGCGAAUCUGGCUGUCGAUGCUGUUUUGCGCCUGAAUGGGUCGACGAACCUAGAGAACAUCCAAAUCAUCAAGAAACUUGGCGGGAAGCUAACUGACAGCUACCUGGACGAGGGUUUCAUCCUCGACAAGAAAAUUGCGCCUGACUCAAUCAAGCGUCUCGAAAAUGCCAAAAUUCUAAUUGCCAAUACGUCGAUGGACACGGAUAAGAUCAAGGUGUUCGGUGCACGUGUGCGUGUGGAUGGCACGAGCAAACUUGCAGAAAUUGAGCGGGCUGAGCGCGAGAAGAUGAAAGCAAAAGUCGAGCGGAUUAAGGCACACGGCAUCACCUGCUUCGUGAACCGGCAGCUAAUUUACAAUUACCCAGAAAGUCUGCUCACGUCCGCCGGCAUCAUGACGAUCGAACAUGCCGACUUUGAGGGUGUUGAGCGUCUCGCUCUGGUCACGGGUGGCGAGAUCACAAGCACAUUUGACCGGCCUGAUCUUGUGCGCUUGGGCGAAUGUGCUUUGAUUGAGGAGGUCAUGAUCGGUGAAGACAAGCUGAUCAAGUUCUCAGGCGUCAAGGCAGGUGAAGCGUGCACUGUCGUUUUGCGCGGUGCGACGUCGCAGAUGAUCGAUGAGGCUGAGCGUUCCUUGCAUGAUGCUCUGAGUGUUCUCAGUCAGACGGUAAAGGAGACUCGUGUCACGUUGGGCGGUGGAUGUGCCGAAAUGAUCAUGAGCAAUGCUGUUGACGAGGAAGCACGUCGCACGCCCGGGAAAAAGGCCCUAGCUGUCGAGGCCUUUUCUCACGCGUUGCGCCAGCUCCCGACCAUCCUUGCCGACAAUGCUGGACUGGAUUCUGCCGACCUGGUUGCACAGUUGCGUGCUGCGCAUCAUGAAGGACGUCAUGACCAGGGUCUAGAUUUGGAUCGAGGCAUGCUUGCUUCCAUGGCCGAAUUGGGGGUCACGGAAAGCUACAAGCUGAAGCGCCAGGUCAUUCUGUCUGCGAGUGAAGCAGCAGAAAUGAUUCUGCGUGUCGACGACAUUCUGAAGGCAACGCCCCGUCGACGAGACGCGCACUAG